GUGACAUUUUGGAGUAGACUGCGGGAAGAGACAAGAUGGAGGUCACCUGAAUGUAAGCCACGUUUGGAAAGGAAUGGACUUUAAUGUUUUUACACCUUUUCUUGAUCACUUUUUUGUUGAGGACUGCUUGAGAACUGUUGGCGCGCGCUGAGCUGGUGUUAUCUUCGGUUCCAGACGAGUGUUUUGUUGUCGUGUGGAGUGAGCUAGCCACAUUAGCUUAGCUUGCCGGGGCUGCAUAGAGGGACUAUCUUUUGGAUCUCCAGCCAACGACGAGAGCGGAGGACGCUGUAGACAGGGUUACCACCCGUCCCUUAAAAUACGGAAUCAUCAUUUAUUUGACAAUUAAUUGUUGCGUAUUGAAUCAGUACGGGACGCAAAUUUUUCGUAUUUUCAUAAAUGCCCCGUACACGUCUGUCACACACUCAUCAAAACUGUUUAAUGAACAAAAUAAAACACAGGAAAUAUUAGGGCAGCCAGUUUCUUCCAUGUAGGACCUAUGUAGCGAGGACCCGCGAGGUCCAGCGGAUAGAUCUCAGAGUUCUCUGCGUACCCAGUCCUGCCCGGUCAUGUCUCUGGUUGCCUGGUUACAGACACUGCUGCACCCGCACAUCUAAAAAUGUCUGUAAGCGAAACUCCACCACAUUCAAAGAAGCAAGAACAUUUUCUAAAUUGCAGACGUGAUUGGGAAGACUGGAACCCCUGGCAGUGUUCUUUGGAAUUGGUACAGUUUUUGCAACUAUCCAUGCCUGUGGCCAUGUAUUUUUGGUACAACAUAAAUUAACUAUAUGAGCGAUCGCUGGAGAUCACUUAUAUAGACAUUGGACAAUCAGGGUCUGUCUCUCACUGGACAGCAGCUGCACCGCUGUGUCCACCUGGAUCCAGUUUAGUUUGAUGGAACCAAGUGAACGAUGUGAGGAGCAGAAAGUCUCUGAGGUCAAACAGCAGCAGAGUUUCAAAUGUGGCUUUGUUUCUGUUUCCAGAGGACUUAGGACCUUCACUGAAGCCCCGAUGCACUGAUCCAGGGAGACGCAGACUCUUCCAACUGGUUACCGACAGACAAACACACACACACACACACACACACACACACACACACACACACACACACACCACCAUGUUUACGCACCGUCCUUCCCACCUCUCUUCUCUCCUCCCUCUUCUUCCUCCUCCUCCUCGCUUUCUCCCAUCCCUCCCUCCCUCUUUCCACCCUCCUCUCCCUCCUCCUCUUCCUCCUCCUCCUCCUCGCUUUCUCCCAUCCCUCCCUCCCUCUUUCCACCCUCCUCUCCCUCCUCCUCUUCCUCCUCCUCCUCCUCGCUUUCUCCCAUCCCUCCCUCCCAUCCCUCCCUCCCUCUUUCCACCCUCCUCUCCCUCCUCCUCUUACUCCUCCUCCUCCUCGCUUUCUCCUAUCCCUCCCUCCCUCUUUACACCCUCCUCUCCCUCCUCCUCUUCUUCCUCCUCCUCCUCGCUCUCCCCCAUCACUCCCUCCCUCUUUCCACCCUCCUCUCCCUCUUCCUCCAGCUCCUUUUCCUCCUCCUGCUCCUCUUGUCUUUGUUCUCCUGACCCACAUCCUUCUCCUUUACCACUGACCGGCUGGACUUGCAGGAUCACAGAUGAGGACGACCUCAAGAUCUUCUUUCGCAGGGUGCCCUCACUGUCCUCCCUGUAUUCUCCCAUUUCUUCCUGCUCCCUUCCUCCUUCUCCUCUUCCACAGGUUUCUCCAGUACCGGCAGAUGGGAGUCGGACCUGUUGGAUCUCCACGGAGGAGAACAACAUUUCUCUUCAGAGGUCACCCUCAAUCUCCUCCUCUUGCUCCUCCUCUUGCUCCUCCUGCUGUUCUACCUGUUGCUCUUCUUGUUGCUUCUGCUGUUCUCCCUGCAAUUGCAACUCCCCCUGCAUGUCUUCCUCCCUCCCUGCCAUCUGCUCUCCUCCCUCCUCUCUUCUAACACCUGUCCUCAUGUUUCUCCUCCUCAGCCCCCGCAGGUCUCCAAGCCUGCUUUGGCUACUCGGGCUCCUGUCGAGCCUCGUGCUCCGGCAGCGGGUCCAAGUAGUCCAAAGUGGGUGAGGAACCUGCGGGCCCUCAUGGAGGAGUGCAACAGGCAGCGUGGCUGCCUGACAGGUAAGAGAGGUGCUGGGCCUCCAGGAGGCCAACCUCCAGGUAAGAGGUCUUGCACUUAGACUCUUACAUUUAAUAUAGUUUCAUUCUAGUUUUUAGGUUUUAAAGUUUUACUGAAUGUGAUUUAUGUUGGAUGUGAUCUGACCAGAUUUUAUUUGAAUGAUCCUGUUGUGAUGAUGUCUGGUUGAUCUAUUCCAACUUUAUUUGAAUAAAUUUAAAUUGAUUAUCUAUUGUUUGUGGCCCUGUGAUGGACUGGUGAGUUGUCCAGGGUGUCUCUGCCUUCGCCAGGAGUCAACUGGGAAAGACUCCAGCCCUGCGUGACCCUACAGAGGAUCAAGCGGAGUGUAGAGGAUGGAUGGAUGGAUGGAUGGAUGGAUGGAUGGAUGGAUGGAUGGAUGUGUUCUGUGUGAUUCCAGCUGAACUCUGUCCUUCUCAGUGGGACUCAGGUCAGGGUGCCUUUCAGUGGUGUGGGUGGAUCUGGGGGGAAUAGCGCCCUCACAGUGAAGCUCCGCUCUGUCUAAAGGUGAGAAGGAUGCAGACAGCAUGUCAUGGAGGUUCGUUAAAAGGACUACAUGUUACAAUCCCUGGUGUUUGCACCACUUCUGAUUCGGCAGUUCUUGAUGGCUGCUAUGAGGUUUUACCAGCGGGACACAUCGUCAGUUGUGCACCUCAGCAUCACAGGGUGUUUCGGCCAAUUAUCACAAUACACCCUCUGCUGAGGCAGGCCCACCACAGGUUGAUCAAGCCUGGGUGUGUGUCCCAAGGUUAGCUGUUCCUCUUAGCAGCCCAGGUGGUGUCACUCCUCUUCAGCCACAGCCAAUGGCUCGUCCUCUCGGUGGUGCUGGCCAGCUCUUUGAUGGCUUUUCUGUGAGCCUGUCCCCUGACUCCGACCUCCCUAAGGAGUUGUGCUGUUGUGUUGGCUACAAAAACCCCUACUUCCCACCUCCACUGGGCACACCCUUAUCUUCCAGCCUCUGUCCUCUGCCUCAGCUGCUAGGUUGGAGUAGCACAGCUUCUUACGCUCAUACACUUCUUUGAUGGCGUCCCCCCAGGGAACUGUCAGUUCUAUGAUGUAGGCGAGCUGGUGGGAAUUAGACCAGAGGACCAGGUCUGGUUGCAGGGUAGUUGUUGCGAUCUCCAGAGGGAAAAUGACCCUCUGAUCUAGGUCGACUCGCAUAUGCCAGUCACUGGCUGCAUUCGGUGGGGUCAGAUCAGGGUUUGAGGGGCUAACCCUCGGCUUGUACCCCUCCCGAACAAACAAUGGUUGGUGUCGGCGAACAUUCUAGUUGUUGAGAGGUUGGGCGUUAAUGGAUACCCUCUUGCACUCGAGUUUAUCGGCUAGACCCCUGAGGAUCUGGUUGUGUCUCCACAUGCAUCUGCCUUGAGUGAGGCUUGUCCUACAGCCAACCAAGAUGUGCUUGAGUGUGGCAGGGGUUGUACACAGGGGGCAAGAUGGGGAGUAAUAUGUGUGUCUGCAUCCCACCCUGGACCCACAGUGGAGUCCACAGUGACAAGGACCAGAGUUCAGUGGAAUCACACUUUCGGGGGGGGAGAUUUCAUGGGCCGCUGCACAGCGGUGGCCUGUGACAACGUGAGUUUUAGGUUUACAUUUUAUAUUCAUAAUACAAGAAGUUUUUAAAUCUUCAAUAGGAGGUGAUAAAUGUUCUGACAUGUUCUCCCAUUGUUUUUUUCAGCUCCAAGUUCUGAUGACUCCGGGACUCAAACCUGAAAGAAGGAUGACCCCAAAGAUGAGACACAGCUCCAGCAAGGACAUGAAGACGAGGAACCGAGUCGACCAGAGACGACCCUAGAGACGACCACCAGCUUAUGAGACAACAGGACAACUUUAUAAGGAGCAGAAUGCACUGGAUGGAACAUCAAGGAGAGGAAAGUUGUUAAGAAGAACAGGAUGAUGGGAACCAGAUCCAGGACCAGUGCAUGACGUGAGACCACUCAACUAAUACAAGAGCUCUCUCUGCAAGACACCCAGUGAAACGAAGAAUCAGAUCAGGACAAGAAACUGGACAAGAGCAGCCCCAGCAUGUGAAUACAGACUAUGGAAGAGGGGAUGCUUGUUAUAGUGACACAAAAGGAGGAAGUCGAUGUACAAAGAGAAAAUCCCACACAGUCACAGAGAGAACAUGAAGAGGAAGAAGCAGAUGAGCAGCAGAAUCUAAGAAGACAAAGAAGUAGUUGGAGGAGCCUCCAGACAAUUAGCAACAGAAGAAACGUGUCCAAGAACAGGAAGAAGAAGACCAACAUCAAAGAGAGAAGAAGAAGAAACAGACCCAAGAAGAAGAAAGAAAAGCUCCAGAUUACUCCAAAGGUAUCUCUGGAUCUGGAGCUACACAUUUAGAUCUGCUUUUACUGGCCUCACCAACCUGCAAAGAAUUCAUGUUCUCUCCCUCCUCUGUACCCUCGUCCCAAACGGAGGUUUUUUUUUCAACUUACUGGCAACAGGAUGCUUGAUCUGAUCCAAAUGCAAUAAGAGAGAGUCUUAAAUAAACAGUCAAAACAAAAGAAUUGUAUCCAUUUUGUUUUGCAGAUUCAACGACUUUAUACAUUUUCACCGGUCAAAAAGUUGUGGCCGCCAGGGGGGCAUCGGUCAGAAUGCAGUACAAGGUGUUCCCUUUUUCUCCUUUAUUUCUUAACAGAGGUUACACAUAUGCAUCUCUAUGUGUGUAGUUCUAUAAACAAGAAACACAUGGAAAUAAGCCAACAAUAAGUAUACAAAAACUACAUAAACAUGGAACAGCAACUAUCAUCUUAAAUAUAAACAAAGAACAUUUUCAACCUACCGGUAAAUGUACGGCCACAAGGAAUCAUGACAAGCAACACCAAAUAUACGUCUGAACAGUCCCAGCAAACACUCUUCUGAAGCUUCUACGAACAUGAAAGCGAGUUCUUGUCUGCAGAGCAGCAGAGUGUAGUGGCCUCUGAUUGGCCAAUGUCUUAAUAGUCUGCCUAGCAGGCCUUUUUCAUCCUUUGUCACGUUUGUUUAGAAGUUUGACAUUAUGGACCGUUCCUGUAAUUUUAGGUUUUAAAGAACCUUAUUUUAUGGUUGGAAAAUUAUACUAGUCUACAAAUGUGUUUUCAAACCACUGGUUUCUUGACUGCACGGUGUUGUCAUCUAAACUAUACACCGCCUAACUUAUGUUUGAAAUGAAUUGCUGUUGUCUGUUUUUAAAAUUUCUUGGCAAUUUGUGUCUAUUAGAUUGUGUUAGUUUCAUGACACAAUUACAAAUAAAGACAUAAAAUGAAAUAUUA
Molecule: messenger RNA, 5380 nt
Organism: Amphiprion ocellaris (clown anemonefish)
Lineage: Eukaryota; Metazoa; Chordata; Actinopteri; Pomacentridae
Exons: 6
Coding region: 1115-2062 (315 amino acids)
Source: RefSeq, a predicted model, not a curated record